AUGGCUGGAGGAAACUGCACUGAAGUGGACGAGUUCAUUCUUUUAGGAUUCACAGAUCAUGUUGCCCUACGGCGUGCACUCUUUGUGAUAUUUUUACUGAUUUAUAUUACCACUGUAGUGGGGAAUAUUGGGAUCAUUGUGAUUGUGAAAACUGACUCUCACCUUCAAACCCCCAUGUAUUUCCUUCUCAGCAACUUAUCCUUCUUAGACCUCUGCUACUCAUCCGUUGUCACCCCCAAGAUGCUGGUGAACUUCCUGGUACAGAGGAAAGUCAUCUCCUACACUGGAUGUGCCUUACAGCUCUAUUUUUAUGCAGGUCUUGCAACUACUGAAUGCUACCUUCUGGCUGUGAUGGCAUAUGACCGGUAUGUGGCCAUCUGCAACCCACUGAUGUAUACAACCAUCAUGUCCAAAACCGUCUGCAUUCCAUUAGUGGUGUUGUGCCACGUAGUCGGAUUUCUGAAUGCAUCCAUACAACUAGGAUCUCGCUUAAGAUUAAAGUGCUGUACUUCCAACAUCCUCAACCAUUUCUUCUGUGAUGGACCUCCUCUGACUCUUCUUUAUUGUUCUGACAUCCAACUCAUUCAGAUUCUACUAUUUGCUUUUGCAGGAUUUAAUGCGGUUGCCACCACAUCCAUAGUGAUAAUCUCCUAUUGCUGUAUCCUUGCCACCAUCCUCCAGAUGCACUCACUGGACGGCAUUUAUAAAGCAUUCUCCACAUCCUCUUCCCACCUGAUAGCUGUCAGCACUUUCUAUGGGACUCUUCUCUUCAUGUACCUGCGGCCUAGCUCCAGCUAUUCCUUGGAGCAAGACAAGAUCGUGGCACUCUUUUACACUGUGAUCAUUCCUAUGCUCAACCCCAUCAUAUAUAGUUUAAGGAAUAAAGAAGUUAGAAAUGCCCUGAAAAAAACAUUUCAAAGAAUAGCCAUUUUCAG
This is a messenger RNA of Python bivittatus (Burmese python), 935 nucleotides long. Its product is annotated as olfactory receptor 5AS1-like. NCBI's taxonomy places the organism in Eukaryota, Metazoa, Chordata, Lepidosauria, Squamata, Pythonidae. Gene Ontology annotation, cellular component: membrane. Gene Ontology annotation, biological process: G protein-coupled receptor signaling pathway. Gene Ontology annotation, molecular function: olfactory receptor activity; G protein-coupled receptor activity. The record is from RefSeq and is a predicted model, not a curated record.